AUGUUCAAUCGAUCCUCAUCUGAUGUAAAUAUUUCUUAAAUAAUCAGAUUAGCCAAUGAGAUAAAAUUGAGUAUUUACAAAGUGGUAUACCUGAUGAUGAAACAGGGCGAAGAAUCCCUAUAUGUCUCCAUCUUUUUUUCGAUCGUGUAAUUCCUCCAAUUAACCUACCUGGCUUUUGGAUCUAAAAUAAUGUACGUGUGGAAUAAUGAAGGAGCAGCAACCGAUCUCAGUAAUAUCCUUUCGUAAUUAUUUAAAUAAUCGAUAAGAUACUUCGUCAUAAGCGCUCACUUGAAACACUAAAAAUUCGAGCUCUACCUAGCCUUUUUUUACGCCUUUUUUGGAUUAGUGGUCAUAUCAAUUGCACUAUUUGUCAUAUUUGCAUUCGCAUUUAAGGUAGCAGUACUUCCCCUAAUGAUACUGAAAUCAUUGCUGAAACUAUUUCUGACAAUUGGCUUUCUCCCCAUUAUGCUCUUAUUUUUUGGAAUUCUUUCAUGCAAAGUAAAUAGCAAUGGAAUUGAGGUUUGGUCUUACAACGCAGACGUUGAAUGUUGGGGGAACGAUCAUUACAUCCACGCCAUAUUUGCAAUCAUAGCAAUCCUACUGUUUCAGAUACUGACCAGCACUACAUGUUUAAUUUAUUUCGAGAGCAAAUUUGUCUAUGGAAAUGCAUUUGCCCAACGAUCAGGAAGACCCUAUUCCUAUUAUCACAUCAACGUCUUCAUCAUCAUCAUGUCAUAUCAACUCCUUGAAACCCCAAGAUUCAGCUCUCUCUUAUUGGCCAUUUUCACUAUCUCAAGCUUUUUCCUCUUUUAUUAAAUUCACACAGAAAAACCUUUCUACAAUAAAGUCAUCUAAAAAUUGUGGUCCAUAAUCACUGCCUUGAAUAUGUGGACUUCCAUUAUGCUAAUUUUCGCAUAUCUUUUGGAAGGCCAAUUCUUUAGAGAUGUCAUUUGGGGUUGGGUCGGAGGCAUUCCACUCAUUGUUUUGAUCAUAGUGAAUGAGCAAUUAUUUGAAGUCGACUUAUUGGGUUCAAAUAUCAAUAGGGCAAUAUCAGGAUAGCAGAUCAUCAUACUAUGCGAAUAUCUUCUAUCCUUAUUGGAUAAGAAUGAUCAGCAUUCGUCAUUGAUGUUAGAUGGAUUUAUUGAAGUACACAAACAAACUUGUUAUAGGAAUGAUUGCAUAUUAAAAUUUAAGAAAAGUCUGAAUGAAAAAAAUAAAUAUGCUUCCCUUCACGACAUGGAAAGAUACACUGUAUUCAUAGAAUUGAUUAGCUAAAUCUAUUAUGAUGGCAUCAAACAGUUCCCAUAGGAUGUCUUUUUGAGAUUAAACUACUCAUACUUCCUUAUCGAUAGACUUAAGUUGAAGUAGCAGGCCUUGAGUGAAUUGCAAUAAGCAGAAUCUAGUGGUCCUAGUUUUGAUCAUGAAUUCAUCAUCUAUAGAUAUAAAAGAAUAAUGGAAGACGAUUUGCAGGAACAAUAACAAGAGAAUAUUAAUCAAGUUGAUUUGGUCACUGAAAUAGCCUUUCAGACUCAAAGCAAAUAGUUAAUAUAGCAAAUAGAGAAAACUUCUCUUAUUUAUAUUGACUUUUGGGCUUAAUUGCAGGAAGAGGUCCCAGACAUUGGUAGAAUCAACAAUUUGGGAUUUAAGAUUUUGGAUUCAGUAAAUUUAGUUUAAGAAUAGUGGAAUAGAUUAAAGCGACUAAAUUAAAAGGCAUCCAAACUAAAUCGUUUGAUGGGGAAAUACUACUCGCAAAUUAUGAAUGAUGAAGAAAUGGGAUAAAAGUUGAUUCAAUAAAGUCGAAUGAAUUAGAAUGAUAAGUUUAAAGCAAUAGAUUUAGAAGAAAUCCAAAACGAAUGUCUACCAACAAUAACUAUAUUGACUGAUGUAGAUAAGAUUGGAACAAUUAGUAAUCUGAAUAAAGCAGCCUGUAGUUUAUUGGGAUAUGCUAAAACUGACUUAGUUAAUAGGAAAUUAAAUUUGAUACAACCAGAUCUAUUCUCGAAAUACCAUGAUCAUUUCCUGGAGAAUUUUCUGGAAAAGUAUCAGGACAACAAUCCAAAUUAAUAGGUUAAAGAAAAAUCGAUUUACGUUAAGAAUAAGUAGGGUUACAUCAUACCGUGUCAAUUAAAUAUCAGAAUGAUAUAAACUAUUAAUUCAGGUGUUUUUAUGUGUGGGACUAUUAAAUAGGAUAUCUAUCAUAAACCUAUAAGUAUAUUUUUGUGCUAAACUAAUGGCAUCAUCGAAAAUAUCAAUUCUACUUGCAUCAGGAUGUUUGGGUUGGAGUUGAAGUCAAUUACUAUUAAACCUGUUAACAUUCUGGAUAUCUUUCCAGAUAUAUUUGAUCGUAAAGAAGAAUUACUAUAGAAAGCUGGUGGAAUUUUAACUUACGUAAUUGGAACUCGAUCCUCUAAGACAAAUACAUCUCAUAAUUCAUUACAAGAUUUAGAAAUAGAACAUUCAUAAAUACUUGAUCAUUAGAAUAAAUAAUAAAUUUAGUUUUAAUGCUACCUUUAAGAAAUUAAGUUUUAAUGUAUAGAAGAUGAAAUCAUCCAAAAUAAACUACAAGGGUAUAUUAUAAAGUUAGACAAAUUUAAAUCUCCAGAGAAGAUGUAAUUGUAUACACAAAAUAAGAGCAUUUAAAAUUAAUUUCAAUUUAAAUUUAAUUAUUUAACUCUAACUUACGUACUGGAUUUUGGAAACGGAUUAGAUUCCUAAGAUCCCACUGUAAAGGUUGAUUAAAGUAUUAUUUGGGAAGAUUAAACAAAAGUAUCACAAUAGGUCAUAAUUGAUCCUCAGAUUUAAGGAAGUGAUUGCUAAACAAAUUAUGCAGAGGGAAUCAAAAUCGUCAGAUUAAUUGGGGAUCGGAUUGUUGAGAUAGAAGAAUCCAAGUCAGAUGAAUAUGAAGAUGACAAUAUGCAGAGUCUCUUUUAAUAGAAUGAAAACAAUGAGGACGAUUAAAAGAAUGAAAAAGAUACCAUCAAUCUAUAUAGAUCAAAAAACCAAUUGGAAUAAUUGUUAUCUCAAUCUAAGAUACCUAGAACGGCAAUCAACUUCAGAAUAUUCAUAAAUAUAAUGACAUUAGUUUUGGUAUUGAUAACUUUCUUAGAAUAUUUUAUCAACUCUGAUUUCAACUAGAAACUAUUGGACUCUAUGCCUUUGGUGUCAUGGAACAACCAAAGAUCCAGUACCUUAAUGGGAAUCUAAUCAGUCAUAUAGGAUUUGAAAAGUGUUCAUUAUGACCAACUUCCUUUGUUGAAGGAUCCAGAGGUAGGGUACACGAUAAUUGAGAAAUAGUUUAGAGGCUGGUUUGAUAAGGAAUUAACUUAAUUGAUUUAAUUGUAGAAAGAUUUGACUUUGGUUUCGGCUGAGAUUAAUGAUGAUUAUAAAUGGGUCUAGGAUUAUUAUGAAAUGGAAAUUGUUGAAAUGGUAUCUUUGGAGGGAGGAAAAUAAAAUUAUACUUUUAAUGAAGCAGUACAAUCUGCAAUAGCUAAAGCGUUGUAAAUCAAUAGUAGUUCUUUGGAUGAAAUAAAUGAUCAGAAUGGGGACGUUUAUUAUAUUGAAUAUAAUGUUUUCAACUCAAUUACAUAAAGUUUAACUAUUCCAGCUGAAUAUUUUAAAUACAACAUUAUAUCAAGAGGAGAAAUAUUAGAAACUUCAGUGACUGCAUUUCUGACAGCAGCAUUAUUUAAUUCAAUUAUACUAGAAUAUAUCUAAGUAGUAAAUUAAGCAGCAUUGUAGUUAUUCUUAGAUCUCAAUGAGAAAAAAAUUAAGUCUAUCUAUGUUAAGUGUGAGAAUUUCAUCACAAGUCUUUAAGUUGGGGAUGAUGAUGAUGACGAUUAGUUCUUCUCCGACAAUGAUGACAAGGAAGAGGAGAAUGAAAACAAAGAGAAGGAAAAAGAGGAAGGAGAUAAUUUAUUGAAUGGCAGAAAAAAGAGGAAGAAGUUUAGAAACUCCAAUUAAAAUUAUAAGCAUUUAAUAUUUGCUUUGUUAUUGGUCAUCGAAAUAAUGGCAGCCUAUUUUAUAUAUUUAUUUGUUUCAGUCUAGUCUGAAACUUCCGAUAUCAUUGAUUUAAUACCUGUGUUUAAUUAGACCUCCUUCGCAGAGUGCUAUUACAGAUAUUCUGAUAAUGCCUUACGAAAAGCAUUAGAAGUUGAAUAGUACACUUUUGUUGGCAACUCCUCAGUUGAAGUUCUGAACUUUUUGAUUGCUGAACUGUAUAACUUGGAUGCAGCCAUUCACUAAAUCCAUUCCUCAAAUUCAGGCAUUCUCAAUUCAGACUACUUAGAUGUAUUUAAUAAUAUCUUCAUUUUAACACCUUGUGAUUACAUAGUUCAAAUAGACACUUAAAUAACCUAUGACAUCUGCUUAAACUUUAAUGAUGGAGUCUUGCAAUAAGGAUUAUCUAUUGGAAUGGCCAAAUAUUUCGGAGAAGUUUUUUCGGCAAGUCCCUUCAACUCUUAUUAAAUGCCUACAAUAAAUCUUUUAAGAUUAUGA
Molecule: messenger RNA, 4494 nt
Organism: Paramecium tetraurelia
Lineage: Eukaryota; Ciliophora; Oligohymenophorea; Peniculida; Parameciidae
Exons: 9
Source: RefSeq, a predicted model, not a curated record